AUGGAGAAGCCAAACCAGUCUCAUUUGAAUGCAGCCAAGAGAAUUCUUCGCUACCUCAAAGGCACAAUAAAUGAAGAAAAUCCUAUAGAGAUUUAUAUCGAUAAUCGAUCAGCAAUUGCAUUGGCAAAGAAUCCGGUGUAUCAUGAAAGAAGUAAACAUAUUGAUACACGUCAUCACUUUAUCCGAGAGCAUGUAAAGAACAAAGAAGUCGAGCUGAUAUCUUGCAAGACAGAUGAUCAAGUUGCAAAUAUCUUUACCAAGCCAUUGAAAAGAGAACUUGCCUGCACCGUGAAAGAUGAAUCUACUAAUGGUAGCAUGAACACGAGGGGGAAACAAGGAAACGGAGGCAGUGGAAAGUGGAAACUUGUACCUGAGGUAACAAAGGAGGGACUUGCUGCAAGGGUGGUUGAUAGACAACAAGUAUGUAGGACUAUCUCCAGAGAAGAAAUGUUGCAUCUUUUUGAAUUUGGUGAUGAUGAGAACUCAGAAACACUGAUUGACAUUGGCCAAGAGUAUAGACAGGCAGAUACCAGGAAUAUUUCUUGCCAAACCGCAAAUUCUUUGAAAAAGAAUGCGUCUCGUUCUCAUGGAAGCUGUGCUUCUGGUAAGGUGAUGGAAAGCUUGCUUGGCAAGCACCGUCAGAGGUGGAUUUUUGAUUACCAUGAACAUGAGACUCUUUUGCAAGAGAAUGAAGAGGAAAAACUAACAAAGGAGGAGCAAGACAUGGCUUGGGAAGUAUAUAAGAGAUCAUUAGAAUGGGAAGAAGUGCAUCGAGUUUCCCUUGAUGAUUCCACUUUUGAGCGAAAGCCACCCAUGUCAAAUGGGGCAUCUUCUGCCCCAGAUGCAAGCAGCAUACCUGUGCCAAGCAUGGCCCGUCCUGCAUCUGAGGCUUCCAAUGGAGCAACUUCCCAGAGAAUUUUAAGGAGUCGUAUGGUGCAGCGGAAAUGUACUAAUCUCUCUCAUUUGCUGACCCUUAGAAGUCAGGGAACGAAAGCUGGGUGCACCACUAUAUGUGGGGAAUGUGCCCAGGAGAUAAGCUGGGAAGAUCUGAAACGGGAGGGUAAGGCAGCACGGGAGGGGGGUUGUACAGAGAUAAUGGGAUUUUGGGAUGGUUGUAGAUAAAUUGGAGGGAAAGUGUAAAUCAAGAAUGUAAUUCCACUAAUCCUUUCAAGUUAUGGAGAUGCAUGUUCCUUUGUGUUCUUUUCAAAUGCGCAACUUAGAUUAUUGUGCAAGGGCCUCGGUAACCAUGCACUGUUUACAUUUCA
Molecule: messenger RNA, 1265 nt
Organism: Populus euphratica (Euphrates poplar)
Lineage: Eukaryota; Viridiplantae; Streptophyta; Magnoliopsida; Malpighiales; Salicaceae
Product: protein CHROMATIN REMODELING 20-like
Exons: 7
Coding region: 1-1122 (373 amino acids)
Cellular component (GO): nucleus
Molecular function (GO): ATP hydrolysis activity
Source: RefSeq, a predicted model, not a curated record